Molecule: messenger RNA, 1163 nt
Organism: Vicia villosa (hairy vetch)
Lineage: Eukaryota; Viridiplantae; Streptophyta; Magnoliopsida; Fabales; Fabaceae
Exons: 2
Coding region: 133-861 (242 amino acids)
Source: RefSeq, a predicted model, not a curated record
ACCACUUAUCAUACUCACCUAACCCUUUUCCCGUACGUCAACUUGUACCUCUAUACCUUCCUCUAAUCACCUUUAUAACACCCAAAAUAUCCAAAGAAAGUUAAAGAAAAACAAGAAAGCCAUAUUCACAUCAUGAAGCUUGUUUGGUCUCCAGAAACUGCCUUGAAAUCAUAUAUAGAUACUGUGAAAUUGAAAUCCGUAAGUAACUUUCAACCUCAACCACAAUGUGAAAAAUUCAAGGAAUCUGGGGUAGCUGAGCUUCUAUCAUCCAUGGCAGCCGGAUGGAACGCGAAAUUCAUCGUCGAAUGUUACUCCUACGGCGGGCCUAUAGCCGCGAGUAUCGGCCUCGCCGUUGCCGCUCGCAACACGGGUGCAAGACAUGUAUGCAUAGUCCCAGAUGAAAAUACAAGGUUACACUACACAAAAGCCCUAGCCGAGAUGGGAGUAUCGCCGCCACCGGAGAUAGUCCGCGGUGAAGCGGAGACGGUGAUCAAAAGCCUCGACGGGCUGGAUUUUCUCGUGGUGGACUGUAGGCUUAGGGAUUUUGCUAGGGUUCUUAAGGUUGCGAAGGUUAGUACACGAGGGGCAGUUUUGGCAUGCAAAAAUGCAUGGCAAAGAUCGAAUUUGUCUUGGUUUAAAUGGAACAUGGUUCUUGAAAGAGGCACACGUGUGGUUAGAUCGGUUUUUUUGCCGGUUGGGAUGGGUUUGGAUAUUGCUUACAUAGGAAGUAGAAAUGGUGGUGGUGGUGGUGGUGGUGCAUCUUCAAGUGGUGGUUCUUCAAAGAAUGCUCCUAGCCGUUGGAUCAAAUGCAUAGAUCAACAAUCAGGAGAAGAACAUCUUUAUAGAGAGAGUAGUUUUUAAUUUGUUAUAAUAUAAUUAAGGGCCUUACUCUCAACUCUUGUGUUUGAAUAUAAAUAAAAUUGUAGGAAUAUGCUUAUUGAUGGACAUAUUUUUGUAUAAAAUUUAGUGUGAUGUAUGAGUUUAGAGAUCGUGUUUUUGACUUAUUUGUUUCUUAGUCGGAUUGGGAUUUUAAGGGAUAUUUUGAAAAACAUUGAAACCUUUAAAGGUGUCUCAAAAGUAUGGAAUAAGUAGUUUCUGUUAAUGGUUGUUUCUUGAGGGCUGAAUGUUAGCUUUAUCUUCUCAUUGGAGGUAUAGUUUUAUUA